UUUAUUGUUACCAUGAACAUAGCUUAAUAUUUGGAAUUUUUAAAAUUCUUAUUUCAUAAAUUAUUAAUGGUCGUUUUCAAAUUACCUUAGUACGGAAAAAAUACUACAGUUCACAACAAAUAAGUGCGCCCGAGUAAGGCUCAAAAUUUGUAAACAUUGCGGCUUGUAAAUUGGUAUGACAUACCAAACUUUACUUGUCUUAUGCUUUCAACAGUUGUGAUAUCUUAUCAGUGAGUUUGCCGGUUUAAAAGUGAAUACGUGUUUUUGUAUUUAAUAAAUAAAAAAAUGUCCGGGGAAUCUUCUGCUUCCACUGCGAAUGAAAAAGUUGCUCUAAUCACAGGAAUAACUGGACAGGAUGGAUCCUAUUUAGCGGAGUUUUUAAUUGAAAAGGGUUAUGAAGUACAUGGAAUUUUAAGGCGCUCUUCAUCAUUCAAUACUGGCCGAAUUCAACAUUUAUAUGAAAAACCGGCUUGCUUUUCUGGUGGGCGUAUGCACUUACAUUAUGGAGAUCUAACAGACACCACCUGCCUUAUUAGUAUUAUUUCAAAGGUCAAACCAAAAGAGAUAUACAAUCUUGGAGCUCAAUCCCACGUGAAGGUUUCCUUUGAGCUCAGUGAAUACACAGCUCAAGUGGACGCGUUAGGAACCCUGAGGUUGUUAGAAGCAGUGAGGGUGGCUGGCCUAGAAAAACAGACCAAAAUAUACCAAGCAUCUACCUCAGAGCUCUAUGGUAAAGUAGUGGAAAUACCACAGACUGAAAAGACGCCGUUCUAUCCCCGAUCGCCCUACGCUUGUGCGAAAUUGUAUGGCUAUUGGAUUGUCGUAAACUACCGCGAGGCUUACGGUAUGUUCGCGUGUAACGGACUAUUGUUCAAUCAUGAGAGCCCGCGUAGAGGGGAGAAUUUUGUGACGAGGAAGAUCACAAGGGCAGUGGCUAAGAUACAGCUGGGUUUGCUGGAAUGUCUGGAGCUGGGGAAUUUGGAUAGUAAGAGAGAUUGGGGCCACGCCAAGGACUAUGUCGAGGCAAUGUGGCUGAUGCUGCAGCAAGAGCAGCCAGAGGACUUCGUAGUGGCAAUGGGGGAGGCGCAUAGUGUUAGGGAGUUUGUCGAGAAGGCUUUCGCGCAUGCGGGGAGGACUAUCGAGUGGAGGGGAAGUGGGGUAGAGGAGACGGGGCACGAUAAGGCCUCGGGACAACUGCUAGUGCGGGUCAACCCUAAGUAUUUUCGACCUACUGAAGUGGACCUAUUGCUAGGUGACGCAAGUAAAGCCAAGCAAAAGCUUGGCUGGUCUCCACGGAUGACGUUCGAUGAGCUCGUCGUCGACAUGAUGGAUGCUGACAUGGAACUCAUGAGGAAGAAUCCACAGGCGUAGGAAGGAAAUAGACUGUUUAUUUUGGUAAACUUGUGCAAUUUUCUUUAUAUUUUCGUUGAAUAUUACAUGUUUUAGUAAAAUCUUAACAACGCACUUAGACGCGAAUUUAUUCUGCAAUCAUUAUUGUAAUAAUCCAACGACAAUGGCAAUAAUUUAAUAUAAAAUAAUUGUGUUUUAAGUUUUUUUGGCAGUCUGUGGUUGACGUUUAUAUCUGCUGGAUUCUGUUAAAUUUUUGGUUGAAUUCAAUAUUUGCAAGAUAACUUUUGUUAAUUUUAUAUUUAAAGAACUUUAAGAUGCAAAUGGGGUUAGACGGCCGUAAAACGUAAUCGUAAAUUCUAAUAGCGUCUCUAUUUUGUAAUGCACAUUUUGUUUUGCAGUCGUAAUAUAUAUAAGAUUUAAAAAGUUAAUACUUUUUUGUUAAUUGAAUAAAAGGCACCAAAAAGCUAUUAUAGUUCCAGUCUCAAGCAGCCGCAUAAUGCUAUCUGUGUAUGGAUUAAUAAAUAAUAGUCUGCACAAACGCCAGCUUCUGUGGCCAUAUCAUAGACAAUAGAAUGAAACCAUAAUCAUGAAUUUUUUCAGUUCCUUAGUAGAGUUUAAUUUUGACAGUUGAUAGGUGUUCAUGUCAGUUUAUUUUUUUUAAAUGUAAGAAUAUUAUGCUCUUGUGUCAACGUAAAUAGAGUAAAACACCUCUCCACAGGAGUUAGACGAAUGUCAAAUUCAUAUUGCUUUAUAUCGAAUAGAUUCUAAAUCUUGAUUUAUGUAUCACUCCCGCAUUUCAUAAACGUGUUGACACACCGGAGUAAUAGUUAAGUCUUGAAAAAUUGGUUUUUUUUUUAUAACAAGUCAUAUAUACAUUCCAAUAAAGAUGGUUCUUUUCAUGCAUUUUUUUUAUAUGAUUUUUAACAUACCAGCCCUUAUAAGAUUUACAGUUUAAGACUGGUUUAGACGGAUUGUGUAUCGACAUUAACGGGUUUAACUGUAUUCGUUUCGGGAUCUUUCUUUUAAAUAAAGUUAUAUUUUUAGAGGUAAGUGUUAUAUUUGUUCCUGUAUGUAUUAGUGUUACUGUGUAAAAAAUGCUAAUAAAGUAUAUUUAAAAUAAUAUAAUAAUUAAGUUAUACAACGUUUGUACUCCAUCUAGGUAUGGUCGUAUACAAUAUGACUUAUUUGUAAAGCGAAUUUAAUUUAAAUAAAUUUUGUGAACGUGU
Messenger RNA from Pieris brassicae (large cabbage white), 2576 nucleotides. RefSeq names its product GDP-mannose 4,6 dehydratase (gene Gmd). The transcript has 6 exons. Lineage: Eukaryota; Metazoa; Arthropoda; Insecta; Lepidoptera; Pieridae. Gene Ontology annotation, molecular function: GDP-mannose 4,6-dehydratase activity. The record is from RefSeq and is a predicted model, not a curated record. Gene Ontology annotation, biological process: GDP-mannose metabolic process. The coding region runs from base 286 to 1371 and encodes 361 amino acids.